AUGGCACCAGACACGCAUCCCCACGUCCCCGCAACCCCCUCCGACAAAGAAAGCGACAAUGACAACACAAGCACAGCCACCGCGAAACCAGAACCCCAAUCAACAGAGCCCAGCCCCAGGACAAGCACGACCCUCUCAGCACAGCUGAACCAAGAAUGUAACGACCUACUCUCCCAGAUCGACGCCUACCAAUCCCUCCUCGCGUCCACACUGCGGAACCCACAGCUCGUCGAGGUGCGCCAAUUCCGCUCCAGCGUAGCCUCCGAGCUGAAGAUGCUGGAGAAGCUAGGACGGCAGAUUGAGGACGCGAUUGGAGAGACAACUCCAGGACCAGAAACGAGUCGAAUGGAAGAUGGGGUGACGGGGUCGCGUGACCCUGAUUUGGAAAUGCGGUUGGUGCAUGCGCUACGCUCUUCGAAUUUGCCAUUCUACCAGGCUGUCUGGAGGAUCGCGAGUGGGUCUUGUUCUGGGUUGGUUGCGCUGGGCAAGAGGUUUUACUGGGAUGGGGAGACCAAGGCGACGGAGAGGAAGAAUGCCAGUGGGAAGGGGAAGGGUGGUGGUGCUGCGCAGCCGGAGAAGCAGCCUAACAAGGAUAAGCGCAAGAGUGUGUUUGUGGAUGUUGUGGCUGAUGAUGGGGAGGAAUGGGUGAAGGUGUCUACUAUGUCGGAGAGCCGGCUUUUGUUUGAGAUGGCGAAGAAAGGCUGGGAGGGUGAUAGUGAUGAGGAUGAGUGGUCUGACGGGGGUAAAGGGCGGACUAUUUUACACAAUUUUGAUGAAGAUGGGGAUGAUGAUGACGAUGAUGAGUUGGAGCUCAUUAAAUUGGCCCGGGAUCUAAGGAAGGCGUCUGAUGCUACGCGCGUUAGAUAUAAACAUCCUUGGCUACGGGUUGUUAUACCUAAGAUUGAAGAAGGAAGUGUUCCUGAAAUUGACGCUGUCUUGAACGAGAUGCGGAGCUAUGGUAUUCAGGUUGACUGUCAGGGGAGUCUGCCAGCUGAGACUCGCACCGGACUAGCCCAUCUCCUGCCUCAACCAUUCAAAAACUUCACUUCGACUCUGAAUGUCGACUGCACUUUACUCCUUGCCUUGGUGUCUGACUUGUCUCACGUCAAGGACAUCCCGAUAUCACCCCAUUUCCAUAGAGCGAUCGUCCGACAAAUCGAAGUUGAGCGGGAAAAACCACUGCUCACUUCCGAACUCUGGCCGGCUAUGGAUGGCCGUGAGCUCCUAUCCACCACAGAGGCUGCAGUGCGCUUCCGGGAAAUUGUCGAAACCAUUGGGACAGAGACGGAGAAGAGUCGGACUCGCAUGUUGCUGGGAGAUCCACCAUACGAACAACUCGAUCGUGAGGCUAUUCUCCAGAAGUUUCAAGAAUUGUCUGAUUAUCAGGUGCCCGCAAAUUGGAAACUCCCCAUCAAAGUGGUUGAAGCCCAGCAAGUGAUUGAUGCGGCCAGGACACAGGGUAAUCUUCAUCCAGUGGUACAUGAAGUUGGGAAAGACCUAUCGGAUAUCAACCACAGCGUGUUUUUGUACGGUUGGGUCACCGGUUUGACGACCAUUUCCAGCAAUCGCACAAUCGACAAGCAAAUCGAGGCCACCGUCGAGGACAACCGGAAAGGCGAUGAUUGCCUAGAAGGCCCUGACGUUUGGAUCUGUGACACAGCACGAAGUUUGGUGGGCAAAGACAAAGACCGAAAAGCAUAA
Molecule: messenger RNA, 1701 nt
Organism: Penicillium samsonianum
Lineage: Eukaryota; Fungi; Ascomycota; Eurotiomycetes; Eurotiales; Aspergillaceae
Exons: 1
Coding region: 1-1701 (566 amino acids)
Source: RefSeq, a predicted model, not a curated record